AUGUCGUCAUUAAAAUUAUAUUUAAAUUCAAUAAUCAUUUUAAGUUUAGUAAGACACUUUAUAAAGUUGUUUAGAAUUUAAUUAAAUUUGAGAAUUAUAUUAUAUCACUAAUUAAGGAUGAUAUAAAGCCCUUCUUUUAAAUGGUUGGGAUGUUACUUUUAAAGAGUUGUUAUAUACAGGAAAUAUUUAGAACAAAAAUUACUUUGA
Molecule: messenger RNA, 207 nt
Organism: Paramecium sonneborni
Lineage: Eukaryota; Ciliophora; Oligohymenophorea; Peniculida; Parameciidae
Source: the annotation of a GenBank genome assembly